This is a messenger RNA of Colletotrichum aenigma, 1587 nucleotides long. RefSeq names its product High-affinity methionine permease (gene MUP1-3). Gene Ontology annotation, biological process: amino acid transmembrane transport. Gene Ontology annotation, molecular function: L-amino acid transmembrane transporter activity. Bases 1 to 1587 code for a protein of 528 amino acids. Gene Ontology annotation, cellular component: membrane. The record is from RefSeq and is a predicted model, not a curated record. NCBI's taxonomy places the organism in Eukaryota, Fungi, Ascomycota, Sordariomycetes, Glomerellales, Glomerellaceae. The transcript is spliced from 9 exons.
AUGUCUUUUCUACGGCGACCGUUUAAAAGUCGCGGCAGUGAAGACAGCGUCGAUGCGAAUUCGGGCCAUGAAUCGGACGUUACCGAUGGAAGCCUUCACUAUGUCGUCGAGAAGGGCGGAAACAACUCGGGCCCCUCUUGCCAGGAGGCAACCGGUGCUCCAGUUGAGACGAGUUCACCGUUAGGAUAUGCUGUCGGGCCCGUCACUAUCGUCUUUCUCAAUGUGAGCAAGAUGAUCGGAACUGGCGUCUACUCAACCCCCUCCGCCAUCCUCAAGGGCACUGGUUCAGUCGGGCUGAGUAUGAUCUACUGGGCCCUGGGAUUCCUGACUUCCAUCGCCUCCUUUUCAGUAUAUCUCGAAUUCGCUUCGUACUUCCCAAACAGAUCCGGCUCCGAGGUAGUGUAUCUGGAACAGGCAUAUCCGCGACCGAAGUGGUUGUUUCCCACGGCGGUCGCCUUCCAGUCUGUGGCACUGUCUUUCAGCAGUGGCAAUGCUAUCGUCCUUUCUCAGUAUCUGUUCAAAGUAGCUGGGUCGACUCCAGGGCCCUGGCAGUUGAAGGGUGUGGCGGUGGCUGGGUACACUGUCGCCACAUUAGCGACGGCUUACGGCUUGACGAAUGCUCUUUACAGAAUCAUUUUCUCGUAUGCCGGUUUCGAGAAUGCCUUCAAUGUCGUGAAUGAGGUUAAGAACCCGGUGAAACAAAUCAGGAAGUACGGGUGGAUUUCUCUUGGCAUCGUGACUGUUCUCUACAUUCUAGCCAACAUUGCAUACUUCGCCGCCGUACCGAAAGCGGACUUGACAGCAGCCGAACAGAUCGCAGCAAGUCUAUUCUUCGCCAACGUUUUCGGUUCCAGCGGCGCGGUCAGAGGGCUCAAUUUCCUCAUUGCCUUGAGCUCCUUCGGCAAUCUCCUAACCGUGCUGAUCGGAUCUUCCCGAAUGUUACGAGAAUGUGGAAGACAAGGUGUUCUGCCCUAUCCUCGAUUCUGGGCAUCAACAAGACCUUUUGGCACGACCCUGGGUCCUUAUCUCGUCAAAUACAUCUUGACUAUAAUUAUGAUUGUCGCUCCUCCCGCCGGCGACGCUUUCAACUUUAUCGCCGACCUCCAAGUCUACCCUUCCGCAUUCUUCGGUUUCGUCAUGUCAGUGGGGCUCUACGUCGUGCGCUGGCGUCGCAGUCGCCUCAAUCUUCCUCCGCCUGAGUUCAAAGCAUGGGACGUCAUUAUCAUCUUCAACAUCGCAAAGGACUUGUAUCUCCUCAUUAUGCCUUGGUAUCCCCCUGAGGGUGGCGUAUUUGCCGGCGAUGUGAGCUUCUGGUAUGCUACAUAUGUCGUUGCCGGCAUCGGCAUUCUUCUUGGAUGUGGUGUGUACUACUGGCUUUGGAUCUAUGUGGUCCCGAAGGCGAGGGGCUACCGCAUUAGGCAGCAGGUCUUGGAGCUGGCCGACGGCGCUCAGAGUCACAAGCUUGUCAAAGUCCCGGUUGGCGACUUAGCUGAAUGGGAUGCCACGCACGAUCACGUUGGACGGCCGUUGCAGCAAGUUCCAAGUGUUCCAGGAUCCGAGGAAGAAAAGAAGCCAGCAGCUGUGUGA